Messenger RNA from Oncorhynchus nerka (sockeye salmon), 867 nucleotides. RefSeq names its product histidine-rich glycoprotein-like. The coding region runs from base 1 to 867 and encodes 288 amino acids. The transcript has 3 exons. NCBI's taxonomy places the organism in Eukaryota, Metazoa, Chordata, Actinopteri, Salmoniformes, Salmonidae. The record is from RefSeq and is a predicted model, not a curated record.
AUGGUGCUUAACACAGCUUCAAACCACAAACCACACAGCUUCAAACUACACAGCUUCAAACCACACAGCUUCAAACCACACAGCUUCAAACCACACAACUUCAAGCCACACAGGACCUUGACCAAACACAGGACCACAACUUCAAACCACACAACCAGUCCAAACUACACAACCUUGACCAAACCACACAGCUUCAAACCACACAACUUCAAACCACACAGCUUCAAACCACACAGGACCAGUCCAGACCAAACCACACAGGACCACUUCAAACCACACAACUUCAAACCACACAGCUUCAAACCACACAGCUUCAAAAACCACACAGCUUCAAACCACACAAACUUCAAACCACACAACUUCAAACCACACAACAUCAAACCACACAGCUUCAAACCACACAGUUUCAAACUACACAGCUUCAAACCACACAGCUUCAAACCACACAACUUCAAACUACACAGCUUCAAACCACACAACUUCAAACCACACAGCUUCAAACCACACAGCUUCAAACCACACAGCUUCAAACCACACAACUUCAAACCACACAGCUUCAAACCACACAGCUUCAAACCACACAACUUCAAACCACACAACUUCAAACCACACAACUUCAAACCACACAACUUCAAACCACACAACUUCAAACCACACAACUUCAAACCACACAGCUUCAAACCACACAACAUCAAACUACACAACUUCAAACCACACAACUUCAAACUACACAGCUUCAAACCACACAGCUUCAAACCACACAACUUCAAACUAACCAGCUUCAAACCACACAGCUUCAAACCACACAGCUUCAAACUACACAGCUUCAAACCACACAGCUUCAAACUACACAACUUCAAACAAUAA